AUGGCGGCGGCCCCGGCGGAGGCGGAGACCCGGCAGCGGCUGCUGCGCACCGUCAAGAAGGAGGUGAAGCAGAUCAUGGAGGAGGCUGUGACCAGGAAGUUUGUGCAUGAGGACAGCAGCCACAUCAUCUCCUUUUGUGCCGCCGUGGAAUGCUGUGUGCUGUUCGGGCUGAAGCGGAGGGCGGCCGGGUUCCUGCGCAGCAACAAGAUCGCAGCGCUGUUCAUGAAGGUGGGCAAGAGCUUCCCCCUGGCAGAGGAGCUCUGCAGGAAGGUGCAGGACCUGGAGCAGCUCAUUGAGAACGCGCGGAACCAAGCCCAGGGGGUCCCGGAGAACGUGCGCAAGGUGCCGAAGCUGCCCAACCUGUCUCCUCAGGCCAUCAAACACCUCUGGAUCCGCACAGCCCUCUUUGAAAAGGUCCUGGAUAAAAUCGUGCACUACCUGGUGGAGAACAGCAGUAAGUACUAUGAGAAGGAAGCUCUCCUAAUGGAUCCUGUGGAUGGGCCAAUUCUUGCAUCUUUACUGGUGGGGCCCUGUGCACUGGAAUACACGAAGAUGAAGACUGCUGACCACUUCUGGACAGACCCCUCUGCGGACGAGCUGGUGCAGAGGCACCGGAUCCACAGCUCCCACUGCCGCCAGGACUCGCCCACCAAGCGCCCGGCGCUCUGCAUUCAGAAAAGACAUUCCAGUGGCAGCAUGGAUGACAGGCCAUCCCUGUCUGCCAGGGACUACGUGGAGUCCCUGCACCAGAAUUCCCGAGCCACACUCCUGUACGGCAAGAACAAUGUCCUGGUGCAGCCGCGAGAUGACAUGGAGGCAAUCCCUGGAUAUCUGUCCCUCCACCAGACUGCCGACAUCAUGGCACUGAAGUGGACCCCCAACCAGCUGAUGAACGGCUCCGUGGGGGACCUGGACUACGAGAAGAGUGUGUACUGGGACUAUGCCAUGACCAUUCGCCUGGAGGAGAUCGUGUAUCUUCACUGCCACCAGCAAGUAGACAGUGGUGGCACGGUUGUCCUGGUGAGCCAGGAUGGCAUCCAGAGGCCACCUCUGCGCUUCCCCCGUGGAGGACACUUGCUGCAGUUCCUGUCCUGCCUGGAGAACGGCCUCCUGCCCCACGGGCAGCUGGAUCCACCCCUCUGGUCACAGCGGGGAAAGGGAAAGGUGUUUCCCAAACUGAGGAAGCGCAGCCCCCAGGGCUCCUCCGAGUCCGCGUCCGACAAGGAAGAUGACGAAGCCACAGAUUAUGUCUUCAGGAUCAUCUACCCUGGGACACAGGCGGAGUUUGUGCCCCAGGACCUGAUGGACGCUCCAGGGGCUGUCCUGCCCCCCAUGUGGCAGCCCAGCACCCGCAAAUCCUCCUGCUCCUCCUGCUCCCAGAGCGGCUCCUCCGACGGGGGCCCCGCCAAUGGCUGCAGCCACGAGAGAGCUCCACUGAAGCUACUGUGUGACAACAUGAAGUACCAGAUCCUGUCCCGGGCCUUCUAUGGCUGGUUGGCCUACUGCAGACACCUGUCCACGGUGAGAACCCACCUGUCAGCGCUGGUGAACCACAACAUCGUGUCCCCCGACGUGCCCUGCAGCGCCAGCGCCGGGCUCACCGUGGACAUCUGGCACAGAUACCUGCAGGACAGCUCGAGUUACGAGGACCAGGAGCUGCUGCGGCUGAUCUACUACGGCGGGAUCCAGCACGAGAUCAGGAAGGCGGUGUGGCCCUUCCUGCUGGGCCAUUACCAGUUUGGGAUGACGGAGGCAGAGAGGAAGGAGGCUGAUGAGCAGACCCGGGCGUGCUACGAGCACACGAUGGCAGAGUGGCUGGGCUGCGAGGCCAUCGUCCGGCAGCGUGAGAAGGAGUCCCACGCCGCAGCCCUGGCCAAGUGCUCCUCGGGGGCCAGCCUGGACUCCCACAUCCAGAGGAUGAUGCACAGGGACUCGACCAUCAGCAAUGAGUCCUCGCAGAGCUGCAGCUCCGGCCGGCAGAAUCACGCCCGGCUGCAGAGUGAUUCCAGCUCCAGCACGCAGGUGUUUGAAUCCGUGGAUGAGGUGGAACAGACUGAAGUGGAUUCUCAGCUGGAAGAUGGCAAGCAAAGCAAGAUCCCAAAUGGGACAGUCCCCAAUGGCACGUGUUCUCCUGAUUCUGGGCACCCCUCCUCCCAAAACUUCUCCAUCACAUCGGGGUUCUCGGAGCGCAGCUUCAGCAACGAGGACAGCGCUCUGGAAACCACCAAAUCCUCAUCCAGCUCCCAGGGCAAGGCUGCUGGGUCCGAUGUGCCAGCCCCACCGGACACGGAUGGUGUCCAGCAGGAGAAGCUGGAAGGCCAAGACAGCCUGGAAGGUGAAUUUCCCACCGGUGGAAGUGUGGACUUUGUCCCCAUGGGUGAGGGCUCGGUGGGGCUCCUGCGUGACAGUGACAGCGUGGCCCUGGCUGUGGUGGAGAGCUGGGCAGACAGCGAGGCUGAGAAGCAGAGCCUGGUGGAGAGUGAGGACAACCUCUCUGAGGAGCCAGAGAUGGAGAGUCUGUACCCACAGCUGGACUCUCUGACUGUGACUGACCUGACCAGCAGUGAACCAGCUGCUCUCUCCUCCACGGGUGUCACCUACUCUCCAGAGCUGCUGGACAUGUACACGGUGAACCUGCACCGCAUCGAGAAGGAUGUGCAGCGCUGUGACCGCAACUACUGGUACUUCACCCCUGCCAACCUGGAGAAGCUCCGCAAUGUCAUGUGCAGCUACAUCUGGCAGCACAUUGAGAUUGGCUAUGUGCAGGGGAUGUGUGACCUGCUGGCCCCUCUCCUGGUCAUCCUGGAUGAUGAGGCUCUGGCUUUCAGCUGCUUCACGGAGCUGAUGAAGAGGAUGAACCAGAACUUCCCCCACGGAGGAGCCAUGGACACCCACUUUGCCAACAUGAGGUCGCUGAUCCAGAUUCUGGACUCUGAGCUCUUCGAGCUGAUGCACCAGAAUGGAGAUUAUACUCAUUUCUACUUCUGCUACCGAUGGUUUCUCCUGGACUUCAAGAGAGAGCUGGUGUACGACGACGUCUUCGCCGUCUGGGAGACCAUCUGGGCUGCUGCUCACGUCUCCUCUGCUCACUACGUGCUCUUCAUAGCCCUGGCCCUGGUGGAGAUGUACCGGGACAUCAUCCUGGAGAACAACAUGGAUUUUACAGACAUCAUCAAGUUUUUCAAUGAAAUGGCAGAACGCCACAACACCAAACAGAUCCUGAAGCUGGCUCGGGACCUGGUCUAUAAAGUGCAGACUCUGAUCGAGAACAAAUGA
Pseudopodoces humilis (Tibetan ground-tit) is the source of this 3276-nucleotide messenger RNA. It is a transcript of the gene SGSM1, whose product is annotated as small G protein signaling modulator 1. The record is from RefSeq and is a predicted model, not a curated record. Gene Ontology annotation, molecular function: GTPase activator activity. Gene Ontology annotation, biological process: activation of GTPase activity. NCBI's taxonomy places the organism in Eukaryota, Metazoa, Chordata, Aves, Passeriformes, Paridae.